GAUAUAUUACAAAGUAAACGAAAUGAACUUGUGGCCUUGUGCUAAUUCUUCCAUUCACAUGAGAGGCAGGAGCAUAAACUCUUGCUUUUCCGCAACUAAUCUCUCUCUAAACUCCUGUUUCUCCUCAAGUUCCUACUACUGAUCUCUCUCUCUCUCUCCCUCCCUCUCCCUCCCUCUCCCUCUCUCUCUCCCUCUCUCUCCCACUCUCUCCCUCUUUCCCUCCCUCCCUGUGUGUGUCUGUCAAAAUGGAGGAUUUGAGUUUCUAUAUCGGUGUCACUGGAAACAUCAUCUCAGUCCUUCUGUUUUUGUCUCCAAUAAGCACGUUUUGGAGAAUUGUUAUGCAUGGAUCCACAGAAGAGUACGAGAGCUUGCCUUACAUCUGCACACUGCUCAACUCAUGUUUAUGGACUUACUAUGGACUCGUGAAGCCGGGUGAAUAUCUUAUAGCCACGAUUAAUGGAUUCGGGAUUAUUGUUGAAGCUGUCUAUGUUAUCUUGUUCCUCGUAUAUGCUCCCAAACAUAUAAAGGCUAAAACUACGAUCCUCGCCGGAAUAUUGAACGUUGGGUUUUUCGGAACGGCGGUUUUGGCCACACAACUAGCAUUGGAAGGAGAAGCUCGUAUAAACGCCAUCGGAAUUUUAGGUGCUGGCCUCAACAUUAUUAUGUACGGCUCUCCUCUAGCUGCCAUGAGGACAGUAGUGAGAAGCAAGAGCGUGGAGUACAUGCCAUUCCUCCUCUCAUUCUUCAUCUUCCUCAACAGUCUCAUUUGGGCUCUCUACUCCUUUCUCUUCCGAGAUUAUUUUCUUGGAGUACCAAACGGGAUAGGUAUAGUACUUGGACUGGCACAGCUGGUGCUGUACGGGAUGUACAGGAACCCAAAGGCAUCAAAGAAUGCAAUAAUUGUUAAGACUUCAGGCAAUGCAUUCGAAGAAGACCCAAGACAACAACAUGAACCACUCAUAUCAUCUGCUCACGUAUCCAACAUCUGAUCAUCACUCAUGUAUACAUCUAGUUCGAAAAGUCCGAUUUAUUGGCGACUCAAAAUCAGAAUUUGCGGUUUCAGAUUCGCUUGGUCGAGUUUUGGAGUUGGCUAGUGAAUUUUUUUGUGUGAAGAAAAGUGGUAUUGUUGUAACUUUUCGUGCUUUCCUGGGUUUGCUGUCCAUGUAUAUAUUGUUUUUUUCCUUUUCAAAAUGUGGUGUUGUAUUUGAAAUAAGUUCGACCAAUGAUUUUUUUGUAGAAAAAGCUUAAAGAUUUGCCUACAAGCUUUAUUUCA
Molecule: messenger RNA, 1273 nt
Organism: Daucus carota subsp. sativus
Lineage: Eukaryota; Viridiplantae; Streptophyta; Magnoliopsida; Apiales; Apiaceae
Product: bidirectional sugar transporter SWEET17
Exons: 6
Coding region: 246-989 (247 amino acids)
Biological process (GO): carbohydrate transport
Cellular component (GO): membrane
Molecular function (GO): sugar transmembrane transporter activity
Source: RefSeq, a predicted model, not a curated record